Molecule: messenger RNA, 4235 nt
Organism: Tarenaya hassleriana
Lineage: Eukaryota; Viridiplantae; Streptophyta; Magnoliopsida; Brassicales; Cleomaceae
Product: formin-like protein 13
Exons: 18
Coding region: 166-3855 (1229 amino acids)
Source: RefSeq, a predicted model, not a curated record
UUCUUUUUUGGCAUCUGAUCCGUUCAGACUCUAAAGCAGAAAUUGCGGUUUCAAACGGGUCUCGAUUCCUUCGAGUCCAAGCCAAAGCCUACAAAGGCAGGAGCUUUAGAAGCAUAAGGGCAAAGAUCUGAUUGGUUGGUCGAAGCGUACAGAGGUAUCCGAUAAAUGGCGUUGUUUCGCAAAUUGUUCUACCGGAAACCCCCCGAUGGUUUGCUCGAGAUAUGCGAUCAAGUGUUCGUGUUCGAUUGCUGCUUCUCUACAGAUGCUUGGGAAGAAGACAACUACAAAGUUUAUAUGGGUGGGGUUGUCACUCAACUACGUGAACACUUCCCUGAAGCAUCGUUUCUCGUGUUUAAUUUCCAUGAAGUGGGAACUCGAAGUCAGAUGGCUGAUGUCUUAUCCGAAUACGACAUGACCAUAAUGGAUUAUCCUCGGCACUACGAAGGCUGUCCGUUGUUGUCUAUGGAGGUGAUGCACCAUUUCCUCAGAUCAAGUGAAAGUUGGCUUUCACUUGGCCCGAAUAACUUGCUACUAAUGCAUUGCGAACGUGGUGCUUGGCCUGUUUUAGCUUUCAUGUUAGCCGCCCUUCUUAUUUACCGGAAACAGUACAGCGGUGAGUACAAGACCUUGGACAUGAUCUACAAGCAGGCUCCUCGGGAGCUUCUGCAUUUGCUCUCAGCAUUGAACCCCAUCCCUUCUCAGUUACGGUAUCUACAAUAUGUGUCAAGAAGGAAUUUGGUCUCUGAAUGGCCUCCCCUGGAUAGAGCUCUUACCAUGGACUGUGUUAUUAUGAGAUUCAUUCCCGAGUUUGAUGGACAGGGAGGAUGUCGUCCAAUCUUCCGGAUAUACGGACAGGAUCCUUUUCUUGCCGCUGAUAAAGCUCCCAAACUUUUGUACUCAGCUCCCAAGAAAGGGAAACAUUUGCGGCUGUACAAACAGGUCGAAUGUGAGCUAGUUAAAAUCGACAUCAAUUGCCAUGUCCAAGGCGAUGUUGUGGUGGAGUGCCUCAGUUUGAAUGAUGACAUGGAAAAAGAGGUUAUGAUGUUCCGAGUUGUGUUCAACACAGCCUUUAUUAGAUCAAAUAUUUUGAUGCUUAACCGUGAUGAAGUUGACACUCUAUGGGAUGCAAAAGAACGAUUCCCAAAGGGCUUCAGGGUUGAGCUUCUCUUCUCGGAGAUGGAUGCUGCCUCUUCCGUUGCUUUGAUGGAUUUUUCACUCUUGGAGGAGAAGGACGGUCUUCCUAUAGAAGCUUUUUCCAAAGUUCAUGAGAUUUUCAAUCAAGUUGACUGGGUGGAUCAGACAGAUGCCACACGCAAUAUGCUUCAGCAUUUAGCCAUUGCAAAUGCAGUCCAAGAAAAGACAGAUGGGAACCACAAUAAAAUUGUGGCAACAAGUCCUAGAUUACAUGGUUUUAGCCCAAAAAAUAUCCAUAAUAUUGUGAAGCAGGCUGUGCUAGACAAUAAUGCAAAAGUCAGACUGUCUUCAGUUUCAGAUGUUGAAUCACUCGCUUCACCAGCACUCUCUCCUUCAACUGAUGCGAAUAAGAAGCUCAUUGCGGAAGAUCUGCAGACUGUCCUCCAAAUCUCUGGUAAGGCAGAUACAACCAACCAGGAAACCACUGCUUCUUCGCCUCAAGUGUCGCCAUUUCUCAAGCUGGUGCAUCACAGUGCAACAGUUAAACCUUUUUUGCCCGAUUCUUGCCCUUUAGAGAUGGCAGAAGAGAGUUGCCUGAAGAAAGGUUCUCCUGCAAUGAAGGAUCAAGGUGUAGGUGUUCCAGUAGCUGUAGUAGGCAAAGAGAAAGAUGUCUUAGCUUUACCAUCCCCACCACCUCCUCCUCCUCCUCCUCCUCCUCCAGCACGACUGCAGUCAGCUCUAACAGAAGUACCUUCCCCGCCUCCAUCUGCAACUGACCCAGUACUAUCUGACCUUUCACUCAAACAGAUAGAGCCAUCAGUUGUGAUUCCCAUUAUCCUUUCGCCAUCUGAGAGACCUCCUACUUGUUCUCAGAAAGCUUCAAAUACAACCGAUUCAUCAACAGUUCUGCAUCCUCCACCAGCAUCAGUUUCUUCUACCAAUUUUUUGCCAAAUGACUUGCAAGUUUCUACUUCUCCUGCAACUUCAUAUCACAAGGAAGCCUCCAGUGAUGUGGCUUCAGGUCUAGGAAAACCUGCCCCCCCACCACCACCACCCUUUUCUCCAACUCCUCAUGCUCCUCCAAUACCAUAUUCAGGCGAGAACUCUGUUCUGGGAUUUGCACCCCCUACGCCACCAGGAAGACCUCCACCACCCCCAUCGGCACCUGCCCCUGCGUCUCCUCCUAUGCCACAUCUAACCGGGAAAGCAGUUACUAAAGUUGCGCCUCCUACACCACCACCACCUCCUACCCGAAGCCCAAGCCCAAGUGUAAGUUUGUCGCCCAAGCCACCUCCUCCACCACCCACUCCUAUCUCACUGUCAUGUCAAAAUAAAGCUCCAUCAGUACCCCCUCCUCCUCCUAAGAUGGGUGCCAAUUCUUCUCCGUCCGCUGGUACAAGUGGUCCUCCGACACCUGUGCCACCAUCUGGGUCUCUUUCAUCGGGAAAAGGAAGGAUGUUGCGAUCUGUUAACUCGAAGAGUCAUCAGACCAAAAAGCUGAAGCCAUUGCAUUGGUUGAAACUGACGAGAGCCGUCCAAGGGAGCUUAUGGGCUGAAACACAAAAGUCUGGUGAAGUUUCCAAGGCUCCUGAGAUUGACAUGACGGAGCUUGAAUCUCUUUUCUCGGCAUCUGCUCCAAACACAGAGCAAGGUGGCAAGUCAAGACUUAAUAGCUCUCGUGGACCCAAAUCUGAGAAAGUCCAACUGAUUGAGCACAGGCGAGCGUACAACUGUGAGAUUAUGCUUUCGAAAGUCAAAGUUCCUUUGCAGGACUUGAUGAGCUCGGUGCUUAACUUGAAGGAAUCAGCACUUGAUGCUGAUCAGGUGGAAAACCUAAUUAAGUUUUGUCCAACAAAAGAAGAAAUGGAACAACUAAAGGGUUAUACCGGUGAUAAGGACAAGCUUGGAAAGUGUGAACUGUUCUUCUUAGAGAUGAUGACAGUUCCACGAGUAGAAACAAAGCUCAGAGUUUUUUCAUUCAAGAUACAGUUCAGUUCUCAGGUUUCUGAACUCAAAAAUAGCCUGAGUAUUGUAAACUCGGCAGCUGAACAGAUCAAGAACUCUGUCAAAUUCAAAAGUAUAAUGCAGACGAUUCUGUCUCUCGGUAACGCUCUAAACCAGGGGACUGCUAGGGGUGCCGCGAUCGGAUUUAGACUGGAUAGUCUUCCUAAACUCAGUGAGACACGUGCUCGAAAUAACCGCAUGACACUGAUGCAUUACCUCUGCAAGGUUCUCGCUGAGAAACUCCCAGAGGUCUUAGAUUUUGCAAAAGAUCUGGCUUCGCUGGAGCCUGCAACAAAGAUUCAACUGAAAUUUUUGGCUGAGGAAAUGCAAGCUAUAAACAAAGGUCUGGAGAAAGUAGUACAGGAACUUUCCUUGUCUGAAAAUGAUGGCCCAAUCUCGCAUAACUUCCACCAGACCGUGAAGGAGUUCCUUCAUUUUGCUGAAGCCGAAGUACGAUCCUUGGCUUCACUGUAUUCUGGGGUGGGCAGGAACGUGGAUGCCUUGAUCCUAUAUUUCGGUGAAGAUCCAGCUAAAUGCCCUUUUGAACAAGUUGUUUCGACUCUGCUAAACUUUGUGAGACUCUUCAAUCGUGCCCACGAAGAGAACUGCAAACAGCUUGAAGCAGAAGCCAAGAAGGCUGCUGAGAAUGAAAAAUCAAAAACAGCACAGUUGGAUAAGGAAUCUAGAAAGUCGAUGCAUUCCGCAGCACAGGGAUGAACUGUCUGUGGCGGAUUGUUGGAUAGGAGAGCAAAUGGCAACGACAGGCAAGCAAAACAGAAAAAAGGAUACUGUCAGAACAGAAGAGAGAGGACAAGGUAACCCUCUCUGUAACUGCAUUGGGUAAGGCGGAACUUGGGCCUUCUUUGUUGUGAUUGGAAGCUAGCUCGACUUUGUUUGGAUCAGUGUGUUGCGGAUGGGACAGUGGCUAAUGGAUUGGUGAAAGGGAAAGUUGCAACAAAACAGGGGAACACAUGUACUAACUUAGGUUCACAGCAACUAAGUUAACUUUGCAAGUAGCCAGGGAAAAUGAAGAGACGUUGCUUCCGCAAUAAAAUGUUACUGUGUCAGUUCCGAAUAUUUCACUUUUGGUUUUACUC